GCCGAGUGCCAGUGUUUCACAUCAGCCAGGGAUCUUUCCAGCUCAACUUCUGCGUCUCGUGCACGUAAAUCAGGGCAGUGGACAACCAGCCACACAGGGUUCGGUGUCAUGAAAAUGUCUAUUUUGCCAUGUUAAUAACUCAACCAUUAACUGAGAAGGGAAGAGCCGGGUUGUGCUGGACAAUCACAGACUGAGAACCCUCAGAGUCCUGCUGUAACCUCCUGAGACAGACAUGGGGAAAGUAUACUACGUCAGUAAAAAUGUGGGCCUUGGGAUGCUUGUACUGGCAGUCAGCGCACUGGCUACGAUCAUAGCUCUGUCCAUCGCCUUUGACAAGGAAAAGGCCAAGAAUCGAGGUAAGCCUGCAGAUGCAGCAUCAGAGGGCACCAUCAUGACUACACCUUCCACCACCCCGUUAACCCCAAAGGAGCCCUGGGACCACUACAGACUUCCAAACUCCCUCAUCCCCAUCUCUUACAAUGUGACUCUGUGGCCCCGGCUGGAGCCCAACGCAGACGGCCUUUACAUCUUCACUGGACAGUCAGCAGUGGUCUUUAAGUGUGUGAAGGAAACAGACCUCAUUAUCAUCCAUGCCAGGAAGCUAAACUUCACUACCUUCCUUGGCCACCAUGCUAAACUGAGUGGCCUGGGUGAUGCCACUGUGCCCGCCAUACAAAAGACUUGGCUUGUGGUGAAGACGGAGUAUCUGGUUAUUCAGCUGAACAGCAGACUAGCUGUGGGAACAUCCUACGUACUUCACUCUGAAUUUAGUGGGGAACUGGCAGAUGACCUGGAAGGCUUCUACAGGAGUGAAUACACUGAGGAUGGUGUGAAGAAAGUUGUUGCUACCUCGCAGAUGCAAGCAACCUACGCCAGGAAAACCUUUCCUUGCUUUGACGAGCCGGCCAUGAAAGCUGUCUUUAAUGUCACCAUCAUUCACAAACCAGGCACUGUGGCUCUGUCCAACGGCAAGGAAAAUGACAUUUCAGACUCAGUUAUCGAUGGCGUGCCUGUCAAAGUCACAACAUUUGAGCCAACAGAGAGAAUGUCCACAUAUGUUUUGGCAUUUAUCGUCACUGACUUUGUUAACAUUCAGUCAAACCAAAACAAUCCGAUGAUCCGAAUCUGGGCUAAAAGGAAAUCCAUAGCUGACCGGCAGGGUGACUAUGCGCUCAAUGUUACAGGGCCGAUCCUCCAGUUCUAUGAGCAGUACUAUAACACAUCAUAUCCCCUCUCCAAGUCAGAUCAGAUAGCGCUGCCUGAUUUCAAUGCUGGAGCAAUGGAGAAUUGGGGUCUGGUCACAUACAGGGAAACAGCCCUGCUCUAUGACCCCAUGCUUUCCUCUACUGGAAACAAAGAGAGAGUCACAACCGUCAUCUCCCACGAACUCGCACACAUGUGGUUUGGAAACCUGGUGACUCUGCGAUGGUGGAAUGACUUGUGGUUGAACGAAGGUUUUGCUUCAUACGUAGAGUACCUCGGUGCUGACUACGCUGAGCCCACCUGGAACAUUAAAGACCACAUCAUUCUGUAUGACGUGCAGAAGGUGUUUGCUGUCGACGCCCUGGCCUCCUCUCACCCGCUGUCUCGCCAGGAGGAGGAGGUCAAUGACCCUGCUCAGAUCAGCGAGAUGUUCAACACCAUCUCCUACAGCAAGGGUGCGGCGGUGCUCAGGAUGCUGUCAGAGUUUCUCACUGAGCCAGUGUUUGCCCGAGGACUCAGUUCUUACCUGAACACAUUCGCCUUCGGCAACACGGUGUAUACAGACCUGUGGGACCAUCUCCAACAGGCAGUAGAAAACACACCAGGUAUACAUAUUCCACACUCUGUCCAUGACAUCAUGAACCGCUGGACUCUCCAGAUGGGCUUCCCAGUGGUCACUAUUGACACCCGGACAGGAAGUAUCAGCCAGAAACACUUCUUGUUGGAUCCAGACUCUGUAGUGGACAGGCCCUCUCAGUUCAAUUACACAUGGUUUAUCCCAAUUAAAUGGAUGAAGACGGGCGUUGAGCAGCAGCAAUACUGGCUCCUUCAAAAGACAGACACCCACAGUCCGAUAAGAGUGUCAGGAGAGGACUGGGUGCUGGCAAACACAAACGUAUCUGGAUACUUCAGGGUGAACUAUGAUCUCGGCAACUGGGAUCGUAUCCUAUCCCUGCUCAACACCGACCAUCAGGCUUUAUCAGUCAUCAACAGAGCACAGGUCAUAGAUGAUGCAUUCAACCUAGCAAGAGCUAAAAUAAUCAGUACAACGUUGGCUCUGAGAACAACCAAAUACCUGUCCAAAGAGAGAAACUAUAUCCCCUGGGAGUCAGCUCUGAGGAACCUUGACUACUACAUCUUAAUGUUUGACCGCACUGAGGUCUACGGAGCUUUACAGGCGUACCUCAAGAAGCAAAUACAACCACUUUUUGAACAUUUUAAGAUACUUACAGCAAACUGGACCAAAAUACCUGCAGGACACACUGACCAGUAUAAUGAGAUCAAUGCUAUUGGGAUAGCAUGCAGUGUGGGUGUGGAGGGCUGCAGGGAGGUGAUCAAAAGCUGGUACAGAGAGUGGAUGGAAAAUCCAGGUCAAAACCCGAUCCAUCCCAACUUAAAAAGCACAGCUUACUGCUAUGCUAUAGCCUUCGGUGGUGUGGAGGAGUGGAACUUUGCCUGGAGAAUGUUCAAAAACACCACUCUGGCAUCUGAAGCUUCCAGGCUCAGGUCGGCCAUGGCCUGCACCAAAGCACCUUGGCUUUUGAACAGGUAUCUGGAUUACACCCUAGACCCAACUAAGAUUCGUAAACAAGAUGCUACCUCUACCAUCCAGUACAUUGCCCGAAAUGUUGUGGGGAUGCCGCUGGCCUGGAACUUCGUCAGAGCAAGAUGGAGUUACAUCUUUGAUCAAUAUGGAAAAGGAUCGUUUUCCUUUGCGAAUCUCAUCAGUGGAAUCACAAAGAGAUUCUCUACGGAAUUUGAGUUGCAGGAGCUGAAGAAAUUUAAAGAGGACAACCUCCAUAUUGGUUUUGGCUCAGCCACCAUGGCUCUGGAGCAGGCCAUCGAGAAGACCACGGCCAACAUCAAAUGGGUGACAGAGAACAAAGCCGAAGUGCUGAAGUGGUUUACUGAGGAGUCCACAUGAGGACACACAAAGUCAAAGAGACACUGCUUGUUAUUUUGUACCAUCAGGGAUACGUAAUGAUGACAAUCACUAUAAUCAUCAGGAACAACAACAGCCCUUUCUGUUGACCACAGCGACGCAAACACUGUUCACGCAAUAACUCACUGGACAUCAGCUUCAGUCUAAAGGAAGAGUGCAAGACAGUUUACUUGUAUUUUCUUCGUACUUCACAUUAUAAGUUGUUGCUUAUUAGGACGUACGCCACAUAUUUCUACCUUAAUCUUGAGACACUGAUCCACUUGUAGAAAACAGCUUCAGAGGUCAACGGCAGUCAUUGUACAAGUGGCUGAAACCUGUGACUGUGAUUAGUAGUAAUCAUGAUGCGAUGUUGAUGACCUUUCACGCAAACUUUACACUGCAUUUUAAAUUGGCUCCUAUGAAUAAAGUUGAUGCGUGCUUGCUA
This is a messenger RNA of Stegastes partitus (bicolor damselfish), 3569 nucleotides long. Its product is annotated as aminopeptidase N-like. The record is from RefSeq and is a predicted model, not a curated record. Gene Ontology annotation, cellular component: cytoplasm; plasma membrane. NCBI's taxonomy places the organism in Eukaryota, Metazoa, Chordata, Actinopteri, Pomacentridae. The transcript is spliced from 21 exons. Gene Ontology annotation, molecular function: zinc ion binding; peptide binding; metalloaminopeptidase activity. Gene Ontology annotation, biological process: peptide catabolic process; proteolysis. The coding region runs from base 233 to 3127 and encodes 964 amino acids.